AUGCAUCGUUCCAGCAGCAAGAAUCGACGAGAAACAGGCAAUCGAUCCUUUCCUAGCAGUGCAGUGAGCGAAUUAGCUCCUGUCAAGGCGUGGUACCUGAACUUGCACUGGCCACUGCGUCUCAAGACUCCCUUCAUCGAUUAUCUGAUCCCCAAGAGAUUGUCCAGCAGGAAGGGCAAUUCGACCACGAGAAAGACAGUCCCAGGAACAGGGAACGAAAUACUUAAAGCGGAAAGAGGAGACUGCGACUGCUUUGGGACACCGAGUGCCUGUUCAAGUGCCUACAGGGAACAAGAUGUCUCAAGCCACGAAUACCCCAUCCAUGAGAGUUUCCGGGAUCAGAUGCAAGCUCCUUCAGCCAUGCUCGAGAGAUACUUGUCUGAUGGGGAAACGAGCAUCGGCGAUAAGCUGCUCGCGCAUACAGCAAAUGACACCGUAAAGGAGGCGACCAAUGACCGUCUGAAGAAACUCGGGCACGAUCUAAACCUAUUGGUAGACAAAACCGGACUAGAUCGCGGCGAGAGGCCAGCCACAGGCCCUUUUUCUUCUUCUGUCGAUCUUGUCAUGAGUUGA
Molecule: messenger RNA, 573 nt
Organism: Sodiomyces alkalinus F11
Lineage: Eukaryota; Fungi; Ascomycota; Sordariomycetes; Glomerellales; Plectosphaerellaceae
Exons: 3
Coding region: 1-573 (190 amino acids)
Source: RefSeq, a predicted model, not a curated record